GGUCGGUUGUAUUAUUUGUAAUUUGUUAGAACUUUAUCUAAAAACUAUGGGAGAAGAGUCAAAUUCCGAGGAUUAUAUUACUAUGCUUACCACGGACUGGCCACUGGAAGUUCCCAAUGAGCGCGAUGGUCUACUGCAGCAACUGCAAAAUGAGUUGGCCAAGAAUGAGGCACUGCGUCAACAAAUCGCAGAGCAGGAGCAGUCCAAUCAGGCCAUCUUUGAUCUCCGGGAGGCGGAGCACCGUUCACUGGUCGAAGAGGUGCACCAGCUGAAAAAGAAGUUGCAGGAAAUCGAGGAUGGGAACCUUUGCUGCAUUUGUCUAAUGCCCUGGAAUGCGGAUGGCGACCAUCGCCUCGUCACUCUGACGUGCGGUCAUCUUUUUGGGGAAAGCUGCAUCACGACAUAUUUAAGAGAUUACUAUAAAUGCCCCACUUGCCAUGAUUUUGUAUUUCAGUACUCAGAUCCGAUACGAAUCUUCGGAUGUCAUGUCUUCGCAGCUUCUCAAACUAAUAGCCCAGAUAAAAAACCUCGCAUUUCCAAUGUUAAUAAUUUACCAACUGUUUGAACCCGAAAUUAUUUAUGUUCCUUUAUUUGUU
Molecule: messenger RNA, 596 nt
Organism: Drosophila takahashii
Lineage: Eukaryota; Metazoa; Arthropoda; Insecta; Diptera; Drosophilidae
Product: E3 ubiquitin-protein ligase RNF181 homolog
Biological process (GO): protein ubiquitination; interstrand cross-link repair
Cellular component (GO): nucleus
Molecular function (GO): ubiquitin-protein transferase activity
Source: RefSeq, a predicted model, not a curated record